AUGAGUGAAGUUAAUCUCAUUAUUCAUAGGCUAAAUGUGCUAGUAAGCAAAUCCCCAAAAGAGAGGGAUCAUGAGCUUAUGAAGCAAUGCAGCAGAUUACAAUUUAGAGGACUUACGUCGAAUAAACAAACAAGUUUUUUAUUCAGCGAAUUUACACAACAACUAGAUAAAUCCUCCAUAUUAAAGGAGUUAUGGAUUCUCGAAUUUAUGAUUAAACUGGGCACUGAAUUGUAUACACGAAAUGAAAUCAAGGAUUCUUUCUGGGUUAAAAUAUUAAAUGUUAAUUUUCCAAGGAACAUGCCGACUAGUGAUACUUUGGUCAGGGUGUUACUUGACAGUGGUCUUUCAAGAAAUAUACCAUGUGCUUGGCAAAACGUAGCUUUACUUACAAAGAUAUUCUGCGAGGUUUCAGAUUAUCGGUGUAUUAUAACUUCCUUAUUGAAAAACAUUUAUGCUAAGACAAUUGGACAGUUACUUGAUUCCAUCAAUGACUUCCAGCUGUGUAAUUAUCUGGUGGAGCUUUUAAGUAAUGUUUUCCCAAGAAAAUCUGCAACUAAACCAGGUGUUGUAUCACCACCAAAAUUGUGGGAAGACGAAGCAAAGAAUUUGUCAAUUUUCGAUGAUGAGGAAUAUCCCUAUAGAGGGAAGCAUGGUGAUCCGGAGGUGAUCAGUUUUAUUUGGAAAAGGUUUGGGCCUUUUUUCACAAAUUUGGUACGCGCUACCUCUGCAAGAUAUAUUGUAGGCAAUAAUAGAAUGCGACAGUUAUCAAAAGCUGAACGCUUCUAUAUACAGGUAAUCAAUCAUAAAGUGUAUUUAUGGGAUUGUAAUGGUUUAUUUUUACAGCUCGAAGCCGUUGGCAUAGAAGCCUGCAAAGACGCGAAUGAUCAUGUAAGACUCAAUCUACUAAAACCUUUUACAGAAGUAGUAUCUUCACCACAUCUAGCACUAAUUUCUAGUAUGGGAAAUGCAAAAGGGUUUCAACUAGAAUUCGAUUCAAUCGAAUGCGGCGAGAUGUUCAUUGACUCCACAAAAAUUCCUAAAAUUAGUGAGGUGCAAUCUUUCAUUGCCUUAAACUUUAUUUCUUCCUUCGAUGACGAAAUGUUAGACUCAUCCAUGCCUGUACCAGAGAUGCAAGUUGAUAUUGUACCUGACAAUCUGUUACGAGAACUCUCAAAUGGGUUAGAAUACAAUGCGGUAAGUGAUGCUGCUUCAGAUAAUGAGAAGAAUCCUCCUGUCGUAUUACAUAAUAUGAAGGAAAAGGACGGCGGCAAGUAUCGAAAGAAUUACAGGAGUGACAAUAUUAGUACCUCGAAAGCUAACAGCAAUAGUCUAGUAACUCCAGAGCAGACAGUGCACAAGCCCCCAAUAGAAGAUGAAUGGGAUCUAAAUUUAAGCAACAGCACUGGAAAUCGGCUAGAAAUUCGUUCGGUCAAUACUCCAGAUUAUAAGGAUUUUCAGGAUAUUGAAGACGAAAUGGAUAUUGAAGACGAGCAGUCGCCUUUAGUUAUGGCCCAAAAGAGAAGGCUUGCUCGUGCAAACUCUAAAACGCACGAAACAUCUACAAGAGACUCUAGUAUAAGCAAUACAAUAAGUCCAUCGCAUUCAAUAAGAGCUAAGAUCGAUGAACAUCUAGAUACCAAUCCCUCAUCAUCGAAGCUUAAGAUUAUGGAUAAGAAAUUAUGUUCUGUAUCACGUCCAGGAAAGGGCACUGAAGAGCAUCUUCAGAAUACUAAAUUAAGUAAUAAGCCUGAAUGCAGUAAAGGCAAGAACUCUAAAGUUAACUCAAAGUAUAAUCCAAAUGUGGAUGUAGGUCUUAAUGCUCUAGAAGAUAUAUUUGCUAUACCUGCCACUAAACCUAAACGACAGCAGAAGCAAAAUAAUCACACAAAUGGUUUACAAGUAUCUUCAAAAAAUGCUACAGCAGGAGGCCAUGUUAGAAUUACUAGGUCGAAAGAAAAGCAAGCUGCAUUAAAUAUGAAACGAAGGCGUGUGGAUCACGAGGACACCAAGUCAUUGUUUCCAGAAGGCCGAAUUCCUGACGCUGACACUGUUGCCGCCAGCAAUAACGAAACUACGCCCGCCAAUGCAUCAACUAUCACGACGACUCCCAAAACACCAGAAAAGGUAACAAAAACAAGAAUACUGAGGAAGAAUCCACAUCAUAAGAAGCCUAAACUAGAUAUUGAAUUGCCUUCUCCCCGGUCAGCCAAGCAUAGAUCACAGUAUGAUAAGGCUCAAAAUAGAACUGAAAAGAGCAAUGGAUCUGUCCAUAAACAGACUGAAAAGGGCUUUGAUAUUAGAGCUACUGCGAAUAUCUCAAUGAGGAAUGACAUAUCAGAAUCUACUACACUUUUUAAUACCAGUGCUAUUCAGGACCCUUUAACACUAUCGUACACGAACAAGUUACAAGAACAGAUUUUUAAUUCCAUCAACUCAUUCUCUAAUGAUCUAGCCCGCAAGAUAUCAAUCAUAAACGAGGAGAUGAAUAAUAAAAUUAUUCAUGAACUAUCAGAGAAGUACCAAAGAGUGUUCAAAGAUCUCCAGAUAAGCUUCCAACAAGACAUCAAUGGUAUGUCCCGCUUCAUAAGUGAAUUCAAAGACUUGCUCCACUUACCAGAAGAGGAACUUGUAAACAUUAUUAGAAAUAAACAGUUCAGUUAG
Eremothecium sinecaudum is the source of this 2661-nucleotide messenger RNA. RefSeq names its product Red1p (gene RED1). The coding region runs from base 1 to 2661 and encodes 886 amino acids. The record is from RefSeq and is a predicted model, not a curated record. Gene Ontology annotation, biological process: reciprocal meiotic recombination. Lineage: Eukaryota; Fungi; Ascomycota; Saccharomycetes; Saccharomycetales; Saccharomycetaceae. The transcript is spliced from 2 exons.